AUGUCCCACACCCGGCGGCCAGCAGGCGUCAAUAAAACAUCUGUACGGGAAUUCAAAGCCCGCAACAAUGAUGAAACAGCGAAUCCAAUGCUUAAUAAUGCUAUAAACCGUCGAGAAUUAGUGGAAAAAAUCGACAAAAUCGACUCGAUGAUGGGCUUCAACAGAAUGGAUCAUGGCGAAUUAGACGGGACAAAACCACGAAAAGGAUGGUUGGUCAACAUGCAUACCACUACGGUUCCCUCAGAGGACUACCUUGCCGGAUACUCAGGUGUGGACUAUUAUUUUAUCGACGAGGAAGGUGGAACUUUCAAAUCAACCAUUCAAUUCGAUCCAUACUUUUUCUUACUGGUGGUUCCAGGAAGAGAGUCCGAAGUUGAAGAGACGUUACGCAAACGCUUGGAAUCCUGUAAUAUCAAAAGCAUAAAUAGGGUGGUCAAGGAAGACCUCUCGUUACCUAAUCACUUGGUAGGUCUUAAGAAGACCCUAUUGAAAUUAAUAUUCCACAACAUUUCUGACCUUCUUGCUGCCAGGAGGAUACUAUCUCCUAUAAUUCGUGACAAUGAGAUGCAGAAUGAAACCAGAGACGUCUACUCUGCACUUAAGAUUUCAGGGCUCAAUGGAAACACCAAAUUCGACAUUUCUCACUCGUCAACAAAUGAAUACACCGAUCCCACCCAACUCAUAUCAGACAUACGCGAGUACGAUGUCCCUUAUCAUGUCCGUGUUUCCAUAGACGCUAAUAUUCGUGUUGGCAAAUGGUACUAUGUAUACGCAAAGCAUUCAGAGGUGACAUUGGUCGAGGAUAAAGAAACAAUUGCAUUUGCUGAUCCAGUCGUGUUGGCGUUCGAUAUCGAGACGUGUAAGGCUCCACUUAAGUUUCCUGACUCAAAGACUGAUCAGAUCAUGAUGAUUUCGUAUAUGAUUGACGGUGACGGUUACUUGAUUACAAACAGAAACGUCAUUGCCGAGGAUAUCGAUGAUUUUGAGUAUACUCCAAAACCAGAGUAUCCAGGAUAUUUCACAAUCUUCAAUGAAGCCGAUGAAGUGCUGAUGUUGAAACGCUUUUUUGAGCACAUUCGUGAGGUACGGCCCACAGUAAUAGCAACAUUUAAUGGUGAUUUCUUCGAUUGGCCCUACGUGGAAGAUCGUGCCAGACAACAUCAAUUGGACAUGUUUGAGGAAAUCGGGUUUGCAAAGGAUAACGAUGGUGAGUACAAGUCAAAGUAUUGUGUACACAUGGAUUGUUUCCGCUGGGUUAAACGUGAUUCUUAUUUGCCUCAAGGAUCUCAAGGUUUGAAAGCAGUCACCACCGCCAAGUUGGGUUAUAAUCCAACAGAACUCGAUCCCGAACUAAUGACCCCUUAUGCAUCAGAACAACCACAAUUGCUUUCCGAAUACUCUGUAUCUGAUGCAGUUGCUACCUACUACUUGUACUACAAGUACGUUCAUCCUUUCAUCUUCUCCUUGUGCACUAUCAUUCCUUUGAACCCUGACGAGGUGUUGCGUAAGGGUACAGGUACUCUUUGUGAAAUGUUGUUGAUGGUACAGGCUUACCAGAAGAACAUUUUACUUCCAAACAAGUACACCGAUCCAAUUGAACGUUUCUUCGAAGGACAUCUUUUGGAGUCUGAAACCUAUGUUGGUGGUCAUGUCGAAUCUUUGGAGGCAGGUGUGUUUCGAAGUGAUUUGCCGUGUAAAUUUAAUGUUGAUCCAUCUGCUGUCCAAGAAAUUCUUGACAAUCUUCAUAAUUCUUUGAGGUUUUGUAUUGAGGUCGAAAACAAGAAAUCGCUUGAUGAUGUCGAGAAUUAUGAUGAAAUCUAUAAUAAGAUCAAGGAAACGUUAUUGGACUUGAAAAAUAAUCCAGUGCGAGAAGAAAACCCUCUUAUCUACCAUGUGGAUGUGGCUUCGAUGUACCCCAAUAUCAUGACUUCAAAUCGUUUGCAACCCGAUUCUAUGAAAUCAGAAGAAGACUGUGCAGCAUGUGACUUCAACAGACCAGGGAAAACUUGUGAUCGACGUUUGGAAUGGUCCUGGAGAGGUGAGUUCUACCCUACUAAUAUGGGUGACUACAAUAAUGUGAAGCGAAAUCUCCAAGAAGCAAAUGAAAGAUUUCAAACAAGAAGCGGUCGAAGGAUUCCUUUCAAUGACAUGCCAUACCCAGAUCAAGCGCAAGUGAUCAAAAAUCGUUUAGCUGAGGUUUCGAAGAAAAACUACCAUCGUUUGAAGCAAUCGAAGACCGUUAAGAGAGACGCAAUUGUUUGUCAAAGAGAGAAUCCAUUCUACGUCAACACUGUCCGCGACUUCAGAGACAGAAGAUAUGAAUUCAAAACUCUUGCUAAGGUUUGGAAAGGAAAAUCCUCUAAGAUGGACACCACUGAUAGCAUUGGAAGAGAAGAAGCCAAAAAGAUGGUGGUUCUUUACGAUUCUCUUCAGCUUGCCCAUAAAGUCAUCUUGAACUCGUUCUAUGGCUACGUGAUGAGAAAGGGCUCACGAUGGUAUUCCAUGGAAAUGGCAGGAAUUACCUGUUUAACAGGUGCUAAAAUCAUUCAGAUGGCUCGAUCACUUGUGGAAAGGUUGGGACGUCCUCUUGAAUUGGAUACGGAUGGUAUUUGGUGUAUUUUACCCACCUCGUUUCCUGAAAACUACAACUUGAAAUGCAAAGACGGUAAGAAAAUCUUGCUUGAAUAUCCAUGCUCGAUGCUUAACUAUUUGGUCCAUCAGCAGUUCACAAACCAUCAGUACCAGGAUUUAGUAGAUGAAAACACCUUCAAGUAUUCUACGAGGUCCGAGAAUUCGAUUUUCUUUGAGGUAGAUGGUCCUUAUAAAGCUAUGAUCUUGCCCACAUCGAAGGAAGAAGGUAAGGGUUUGAAAAAGAGGUACGCAGUGUUCAAUGACGAUGGAUCCCUUGCGGAAUUAAAAGGUUUCGAACUCAAAAGAAGAGGAGAGUUGCAAUUGAUUAAGAAUUUCCAGUCUGAUAUCUUCAAACUCUUCUUGGAAGGAGACACACUUGAAGGCUGUUACAAGGCUGUGGCAUCGGUGGCUAAUAACUGGCUUGAUGUGUUGGACACAAAGGGCGGUAUGCUUGAAGAUGAAGAUCUCAUUGAACUUAUCUGUGAAAACCGUAGUAUGUCCAAGAGUUUGGCAGAGUAUGGAAAUCAGAAAUCCACUUCCAUCACCACUGCAAAGAGAUUGGGUGAGUUCCUUGGUGAAGAAAUGGUGAAAGAUGCUGGGUUGGCAUGUAAGUAUAUUAUCAGUGCUAAACCCGUCGGAAAACCCAUUACGGAGAGAGCUGUUCCCGUUUCAAUCUUUUCUCAUGAAGAGAAACAGAAAUACUUGAGAAAUUGGUUAGGUGAUCAAUCUUUGACAUCCUUUGAUCCCCGGAGUGUCAUUGAUUGGGACUACUACUAUGAGCGGUUAGCUUCAGUGGUACAAAAAAUCAUAACAAUUCCUGCUGCUUUGCAAGGAGUUAAAAACCCUGUUCCAAGAGUGGAUCAUCCUGAUUGGUUGCGAAAGAAGGUGCUUGCUUCAGAAGAUAAGAAGAAACAGUCGUCUAUCGGCUCCUUCUUUUCCAAGGCCAGUAAAGAAGACGCAGCUGCCGCUGCUGCUGCGGAGUCGAGAGUUAUCAAAGACAUCGAAGACUUCGGGUCUGUUGAAUAUUCCACUGGGACCCGAAAGGUGAGCAAGGUGACUUCACGUAAACGGAAAGGCAUCAACAAUGCUAACAGCGAUCCAUUGGAGGAAGAGAAGAUAGCAGCUAUUCUUCAAAAACCUUGCCCCAAAAUGACCGAAGACUACGCUGGAUUCUUAGCCUACCAAAAGGCUAAAUGGAGGGUACAGGCACGAAAUCGGGAACGUCGUAGGACUUUAUUUGGACCAUCAGCUGACACUUCGUUCAGAUCAUCUGUUGGAACUCUCUACCGAAGACAGGCUGAAUCCGUGGCGGGAAGUAAUUGGGAAAUUUUACAGUACAAGCCAGAUCCUUCAAAGCCUGGUGCACUCAAAGUUCAUGUUUUUUCCAAUAACAAAGUGCACACAUUCAGUUUUCAAAUUCCAAAAAUCGUUUACGCUGCUCUCAAAAGCGAACUCUCUCCACGAAGGCGUUUACGAGAAGCAAGAAUUGACCCAAGUAACGCUAUUUUGCCUAAUGGUCAUGAUGCUUCGCAUCUUUACAAGAUAACAAUGCCUGAAGCUGUCUUUGAAGAAGAAAUGCUUCUGGUCGACAGCUUGCUUCAAGGCUCUACCGUUCUCGGAUUGUAUGAAACCCAAGUCUCUGCGUUGGAAAGGGCUAUUAUUAAUUUGGGAAAUACCGUCAAGUUUGAUGAUACUAAGGUGGGAUCAUUGGGAAAAGGUUUAAAGUCUGGAUUUCAUUUGAAAGACCUUUCGCCGGUGAAGGACGAGACAUAUUUGAGAAGAUUCAAGAUGGAUAUCUGCUACUUGUUGCAUAUUGUUGCAAACAACUACGAGUUCUACUCCUUGUUCAAAACAUGGGAAGGAAGCGCGACAGUGUACAUCUUGAAGCCUUCUUCAGGCGCUCAAGAAUUACCUCCCAACAUGCAAAGGAUCUAUGAAGACUUGUUUCAUAGUAAAAAGACCAAGUUGGAAGCUACUUCGAGUAUUUUGGAUUACUCUUCAACUAUGGAGUUUGACACCGUCUACUAUAAUGAUAGAGGCAAGCUUUUCAAACGUAUUGACAAAGAUCUUCGAAAGCUUGAAGAGACCAGAAGCACCAAAGCCCUCUUGGCAAUCCAAUCGCCCUACGCUAAUGCUUUGCUUAGUCAAUUAAAGUCUGUCCAGGAUUAUCCAACGAUACGAAUGGGCAUGCGUGAACUCAAGCUUCCAGCUAUCGGUUGGCAAUCAUUAAUUUCCAAGCGCAUAGUUAACCAUUAUUUCGUGUUAGGCGCAUGGAUUAAGAACUUGAUUUCCAUUUCAAAGUACGGAAACAUUCCGUUGUGCAAUUUGGAGAUUGACAACUUGGGGUACCUCAUUGAUGUCGAGUAUGCCCGGAGAUUGAGUAUGAAUAACGUUGUCCUUUGGUGGUCUCCGAAAGCAUUGCCUGAUCAUGGAGGUUUCGAAAAUGAUAGUGCCCAGGACUAUGAGAACUUUGACUUCCCUCAAUUCAACAACCCCGAAGUAUACGAUACUACAAGUUUGGAAAUAGAACUCGGGACACUCACGAUUAACACUAUUUUGACUAGUGCACUUAUAAAUGGAGCCGAGGGUACGGACUUAGCUGAUGAAGUGGUAGAGUUUGAUAACAAUAAUGGGGCUGGUAGUAUUGCUAGUGACUCGUUUUCUGCACCAGCUAUGCAAAUAUUGAGAUCGAUGGUCAAGAAUUGGUGGGAUGAUGCGUUGAACAACGACGUUAAUGCUGACGCACUUAUGAACAACCUUGAAAUGUGGAUUCAACGGAAAGAGUCACAUUUGUACGAUUAUGCUUUACAUUAUCAGGUGCACAACUUGACGAUCAAGAGUUUGUUGCAGCUCCUAGGUGAAUUCAAACGACUGGGCUCGAAUGUGAUAUUUGCAAACAGAAACAAAGUUAUCCUACUGACUCCUAAGGUGUCUGUGGAGCAAACGUAUGCGUCCACCCAGUACUUGGUGAAGGCCACCAGAGCGAAACCAUUGUUCAACUUUCUCGAUAUGAGAGUUGUCAAGUACUGGGACAUCUUAGUUUGGAUGGACAGAUUCAAUUUUGGAGGACGAUCAUGUAAGGAAAUUACCGCUGAGGAGAAUCAAAACCUCACGAUCGAAAGCAAUUGGCUUAUCAAGAAGUUCUUGCCAAUCAUGUUUCAAGAUGAAUUCGAGGACUGGGUCCUAAUAUUCAUUCAAGCGUUAGCGAAGCAUAAGAGCAAGACAAUUCUACAGUCAAGUCAAAUGGGACGCACGCAGAGAGUAACUCAAAUUGCCCAUCGUAUAAAAGGGAAGAAGGAAGACGGGGAAGAAAAUGAAGAAGACGAGUACAAUUAUGAUGUUGUGGAUGUCUUCAGAUUGCCAUUACUUAAACGUAUUGAAAAGCUCUACCGCCGACAAAACGAAUCGAUAAUCAACCCCGAGUUGGAACAAGAGUACAGGUUCCCGGUGCUUCCAGGCUCACACCUUAAUAUGAAGAACCCAGCUUUGGAGCUUGUCAAGUUUCUCUGUGCCGUUUUUUCAUUAUCUCACCGUCAAAACAUCGAAGUGAGAAUGCUUCGCAAAGACCUUUUAUCUAUUUUUGACGUGAAAGAAUUCAGUCCCGAGGCGAAUUUCAAAGAUCCUUGUGUCAGCCUUGUGUUAUCACAGUUCCGCUGUGACUAUUGUAACCAUGUUCGGGAGAUUGACUUCUGUCGCGAUACUGAGGUGGAUGUCUGGAAUUGUACCAAUUGCCAUAAGCAGCACAAUAAGGCAUCUCUCGAGGAGCAAUUGAUCACCCAGUAUCUCAAGACAGUGACCAAAUUCCAAUGUCAGGACUUGAAGUGCUCCAAAUGUGGCCAAAUCAAGAGCGACAACAUGAGUGAGUUCUGUCGAUGCUCAGGAAAAUGGGUUGGAACUAUACCCUACGAGCACAUUGCGCAAGAACUUCAAAUAUACGCUGGUGUUGCCAAGGCUUACAACUUGGAGUUGUUGCGAUCUGUGGGAGCCUCGGGAUGA
Meyerozyma guilliermondii ATCC 6260 is the source of this 6627-nucleotide messenger RNA. RefSeq names its product DNA polymerase epsilon catalytic subunit (gene POL2). The record is from RefSeq and is a predicted model, not a curated record. The transcript has a single exon. Gene Ontology annotation, molecular function: DNA-directed DNA polymerase activity; nucleotide binding; single-stranded DNA 3'-5' DNA exonuclease activity. The coding region runs from base 1 to 6627 and encodes 2208 amino acids. Gene Ontology annotation, biological process: base-excision repair, gap-filling; DNA replication proofreading; nucleotide-excision repair, DNA gap filling. NCBI's taxonomy places the organism in Eukaryota, Fungi, Ascomycota, Pichiomycetes, Serinales, Debaryomycetaceae. Gene Ontology annotation, cellular component: epsilon DNA polymerase complex; nucleus.